Molecule: messenger RNA, 2532 nt
Organism: Seriola dumerili (greater amberjack)
Lineage: Eukaryota; Metazoa; Chordata; Actinopteri; Carangiformes; Carangidae
Gene: lrfn5a
Product: leucine rich repeat and fibronectin type III domain containing 5
Exons: 9
Coding region: 1-2532 (843 amino acids)
Molecular function (GO): protein binding
Source: RefSeq, a predicted model, not a curated record
AUGGAGAGGCUGUUGCUGUGUGUGAUGCUGGCAGUUGCCAUGGCAGUGCGGGCACAGAUCUGCCCAAAGCGCUGCGUAUGUCAGAUCCUGUCGCCCAACCUGGCAACCCUCUGCGCCAAGAAAGGUCUGCUCUUUGUACCACCGAACAUUGACAGGCAUACUGUGGAGCUACGGCUGGCUGACAACUUUGUCACAAGUGUGAAGAGGAAAGAUUUUGCAAACAUGACACGGCUGGUAGACCUGACAUUAUCCAGAAACACCAUCUCCUACAUCACACCUCAUGCCUUUGCCGAUCUGGAAAACCUCAGAGCUCUACACCUCAACAGUAACCGGCUGACGAGGAUAGGCAAUGAUACAUUCAGCGGGAUGUCGAAGCUUCACCACCUGAUUCUGAACAACAACCAGCUGGUGCUGAUCCACCAGGGAGCGUUCAACGACCUGCUGGCGCUGGAAGAACUGGACCUCAGCUACAACAAUCUGGACUCUAUUCCUUGGGAGGCCAUCCAGAAAAUGACGAGCCUCCAUACGUUGAGUUUAGACCACAACAUGUUGGACUUUAUUCCAGAGGGAACCUUCUCACUGCUACAGAAACUCAACCGGCUGGACGUCACCUCCAAUAAGCUCCAGAAGCUCCCACCAGACCCUCUUUUUCAACGAGCUCAGGUUCUGGCCACAUCAGGAAUCAUGACCUCCUCUUCCUUCGCACUGUCUUUUGGCGGGAACCCUCUCCACUGUAACUGUGAGUUACUGUGGCUGAGAAGGUUGAACAGGGAGGACGACCUGGAGACAUGCGCCUCACCCCAACUCCUCUCUGGUCGAUACUUCUGGUCCAUCCCCGAGGAGGAGUUCAUAUGUGAACCCCCCCUCAUCACCAGAUACUCCCAUGAGAUGAGGGUGCUUGAAGGACAGCGAGUCGCACUGAGGUGUAAGGCGAGAGGUGACCCAGAGCCAGCCAUCCACUGGAUCUCUCCAGAGGGCAAACUGGUGUCUAACUCCUCCAGAACAUUGGUGUACAACAACGGGACCCUGGACAUCCUCAUCAGUACUGUGAAAGACACCGGCUCCUUCACCUGCAUCUCCUCCAACCCUGCCGGUGAAGCCCACCAAACAGUUGACCUGGUUAUUAUAAAACUCCCUCACAUCUCCAACAACACCAACAACAUCCAAGAGCCUGACCCGGGAUCGUCGGACAUUUCCACGUCGACCCGAGGCGGGGCCAACGGCAGCAACGUGACGGGCGACGUGAAGGGCGGCGUGGACAAGAGGGUGGUGACGGCUGAAGCCACAUCGUCGACAGCUCUGAUCAAGUUCAACUUCCAGAGGAAUAUUCCAGGCAUUAGGAUGUUCCAGAUCCAGUACAACGGGAGCCAGGACGACUCGCUGGUGUACAGAAUGAUCCCCCCGUCAAGCAAGAACUUCUUGGUCAACAACCUGGCCGCGGGGACCCAGUACGACCUCUGCGUGCUGGCCAUCUACGAUGAUGUCAUCACCUCUCUGACAGCAACCCGCGUGGUCGGCUGUGUGCAGUUCACCACCGAGUCAGAGUACAUGAGGUGUCAUUUCAUGCAGUCGCAGUUUCUCGGCGGGACUAUGAUCAUCAUCAUUGGAGGGAUAAUAGUGGCCUCGGUGCUCGUUUUCAUCAUCAUCCUGAUGAUACGUUACAAGGUGUGUAACCCUGGGGAGGGCGGUAAAGGCGUUUCAAUGUCGAUGACCAACGUUCACUCACAGACCAAUGGGCAGCAGUCGCAGGGAUGCACUGUGACUCCCAGCGCCUCUAAACAUGGCUCAAUCGGAUUAGACGACCUCUCGGGAGGCACAAAGAAGAGGAGCGGAGCAGCAGCAGCAGGAGGAGGAGGAGGAGGAGGAGGAGGGGGCAAGGAUACGAUGACUCAUUCGUCCGACUCUUCCCUGCCUGACUGCUCCACCACUACGUCAGUUCUCAGCCAGCCUUGGACGGCUAGAAGCCCGACAGCUGGAGCCGAGGAACGGGAGAAAGCGGGUGAAGAGAGAGCUCAGGCCGGCAUCUCCACGCCCACCACCACCACUGGUUCACUACCCAAGCCAAAGCGGAUGCCCGCCCAAAGUAAGCCAGGCUCGAACCUCAACACCAACCGCAACAACUCCACCUCUCUCAACCAAACCCCGCCUCCCUUCGCUCCCUCCCCUUUCUCCAGCCAACACCCCACGCCGAGCCCCGUCCCCUCCAUCCGAUUCAGAGAGACGCCCAUCCUGCGCCGGGCUCCCCACGCCGCCUCCUCCUCCUCCUCCGCCACUGUUUCCUCCUCCGCCAAGUACCAGACUCUCCCUGUGGAGGAGGGAGGGAGGAGCAGGGCGAGGAGGAGGUACUCGCUCAGUGAGGGAGGCCCAAAGACGCACUCGUCACAUCAGGGAGGAGGAGCGCCCAGAUUAGGGCGCAUAAUGCGAAACAAAAGGAGCCAAUCAAUGAGCGGGAUGCUGCUCCCUAAAGAUGGGGACGGAGACUCGGACAAAGGACGCUGUGAUUCAGACUGGAUCUUAGAAAGCACGGUUUGA